GUCCUCCUCUUCCUCCUCCUCCGCCGCCGCCGCCGCCUUCCGCCCCCCGCGCUCCCGGGGCCGCGCUCCCGGGGCCGCGAUGCCGGAGAAGCGUCCGUUCGAGCGGCUGCCGGCCGACGUGUCCCCCGUCAACUACGGCCUCUGCCUCAAGCCCGACCUGCUCGACUUCACCUUCGAGGGAAAGCUGGAGGCCGCCGCCCAGGUGCGGCAGGCCACCAACCAGAUCGUGAUGAACUGCGCCGACAUUGACAUCAUCACGGCCUCCUACGUGCCGGACGGCGACGAAGAGAUCCAAGCCACAGGGUUCAACUACCAGAACGAAGAUGAGAAAGUCACGCUGUCUUUCCCCAGCAUGCUCCAAAAAGGCAGCGGCACCCUGAAGAUCGAUUUUGUCGGCGAGCUGAACGAUAAGAUGAAAGGUUUCUACAGGAGCAAAUACACCACCCCGUCCGGAGAGGUGCGCUACGCUGCUGUCACUCAGUUUGAGGCCACGGACGCUCGGAGGGCUUUCCCCUGCUGGGACGAACCUGCUCUGAAGGCGACUUUCGACAUUUCUCUGGUGGUCCCUAAGGACAGAGUGGCUCUAUCCAACAUGAACGUCAUCGACCGGAAGCCGUACCCCGACGACGAGAACCUGGUGGAAGUGAAGUUUGCCCGCACCCCUGUGAUGUCGACGUACCUGGUGGCGUUUGUCGUCGGGGAGUACGACUUUGUGGAGAGCAAGUCGUCUGACGGGGUGUGCGUGCGUGUCUACACGCCCGUGGGCAAAGCCGAGCAAGGAAAAUUUGCAUUGGAGGUGGCCGCUAAGACCCUGCCUUUCUACAAAGACUAUUUCAACGUCCCUUACCCCCUGCCGAAAAUCGAUCUCAUCGCCAUCGCCGACUUUGCAGCUGGUGCCAUGGAGAACUGGGGCUUGGUGACUUACAGGGAGACCGCCCUGCUCAUCGACACCAAAAACUCAUGUUCUUCAUCCCGCCAGUGGGUCGCUCUGGUUGUGGGACAUGAACUUGCCCAUCAAUGGUUUGGAAAUCUUGUUACUAUGGAGUGGUGGACUCACCUGUGGCUGAAUGAAGGUUUCGCCUCCUGGAUCGAAUACCUGUGCGUUGACCACUGUUUCCCCGAGUACGACAUCUGGACGCAGUUUGUCUCCGCCGACUACACCAAAGCCCUGGAGCUUGAUGCCUUGGACAACAGCCACCCUAUCGAGGUCAGCGUGGGACAUCCCGCCGAAGUCGACGAGAUCUUUGACGUGAUCUCAUAUAGCAAAGGCGCCUCGGUCAUCCGGAUGCUCCACGACUACAUCGGGGAUGAGGACUUUAGGAAAGGAAUGAAUCUGUACUUAACCAAGUUCCAGCAGCAGAAUGCAGCCACAGAGGAUCUCUGGGAGCACCUGGAAAAGGCCAGCGGGAAGCCCAUAGGAGCCGUGAUGAGUACCUGGACCAAGCAGAUGGGUUUCCCUCUCAUUUAUGUGGAAGCAGAGCAGCAAGAUGACGACCGAGUGCUGAAGCUGUCCCAGAGGAAGUUCUGCGCCAGUGGACCGUUCCUGGGGGAGGAGUGUCCUCAGUGGAUGGUUCCAGUGACAAUCUGCACAAGCGACGACCCCACCUGUGCCAAGGAGAAGCUGCUGAUGGACCGCUCGGAGAUGUCCGUCACCUUGAGGAAUAUCAGACCGGACCAGUGGGUGAAGGUCAACAUGGGAACGGUCGGCUUUUAUCGCACACAAUACAGUGCUGCCAUGUUGGAGAACUUACUGCCCGGGAUCCGGGACCUCUCCCUGCCGCCCGUGGAUCGUCUCAGCCUGCAGAACGACUUCUUCGCUUUGGCCCGCGCCGGAGUCGUCAGCACCGUGGACGUCCUGAAAGUCAUGGAGGCCUUCGUGAACGAACCCAACUACACGGUGUGGAGCGACCUGAGCUGCAACCUGGGGACCCUGUCCACCCUCCUGUCCCACACCGACUUCUACGACGAAAUGCAGCUGUUUGUCAGGGAGAUCUUCACCCCCAUCGGCGAGAAGCUGGGCUGGGACCCCAAACCCGGAGAAGGCCACCUGGACGCCCUCCUGAGGGGCCUGGUGCUGGGCAGGCUGGGGAAAGCCGGACACAAGGCCACGGUGGAAGAAGCUCGCCGUCGCUUCAAGGACCACGUGGACGGGAAGCAGCCGCUGUCCGCCGACCUGCGGAGUCCCGUGUACGUGACGGUCCUGAAGCACGGGGAUGGCACCACCCUGGACACGGUACUGAAGCUGCACAAGCAGGCGGACAUGCAGGAAGAGAAGAACCGCAUCGAGCGGGUCCUCGGGGCCCUGGGCUCGCCAGAACUCAUCCAGAAAGUUCUCGCCUUUUCCCUCUCGGAUGAAGUCCGUCCGCAGGACACGGUGGCCAUCAUCGGCGGUGUGGCGGGGGGCAGCAAGCACGGGAUGAAAGCCGCCUGGAAGUUCGUCAAGGACAAGUGGGAGGAGCUGUAUAACCGCUACCAAGGAGGCUUCUUAAUAACCCGACUAAUAAAGCUCACCAUCGAAGGGUUCGCCGUCGACAAAGUGGCCGCCGAGGUUAAGGCCUUCUUUGAGACGCACCCGGCCCCGGUCGCCGAGCGCACCAUCCAGCAGUGCUGCGAAAACAUCCUGCUCAACGCCGCCUGGCUCAAGCGGGACGCCGAGAGCAUCCACCAGUACCUGCUGCAGCGCCGGGCCCCGCCCCUUCCCGCCCUGUGAGCCCCCCAACCCCCC
This is a messenger RNA of Tachyglossus aculeatus (Australian echidna), 2725 nucleotides long. RefSeq names its product aminopeptidase puromycin sensitive (gene NPEPPS). The coding region runs from base 80 to 2710 and encodes 876 amino acids. NCBI's taxonomy places the organism in Eukaryota, Metazoa, Chordata, Mammalia, Monotremata, Tachyglossidae. Gene Ontology annotation, cellular component: cytoplasm. The record is from RefSeq and is a predicted model, not a curated record. The transcript is spliced from 23 exons. Gene Ontology annotation, biological process: proteolysis; peptide catabolic process. Gene Ontology annotation, molecular function: peptide binding; zinc ion binding; metalloaminopeptidase activity.